CCAAAUUAGAGUGCGAUCUGUUUAUCCGCCCAUCCUUCACCAUUAUGAUGUUUGACCAUGACUUUGAUCUUUACACCUUGUGUAAUAUUAGACCCGUCCGGUGCUAAGUAACCAGAGAGCAAUAAAACGCACAAUGCGCCUACUGGGAAGAUUUGGUUGGACCGGAUACGUUGCAAUGGCUGCGAGUAUUGAGAAGUCUGUGCUUCAUGUCCCAAGUUUAGAGGAGCUUUGUGAAGUGCUGCAAGAUGGGUUGAAGAGAAACUUUGCGGAGGUUCAGGUGUCUGUGGUGGACUGCCCAGAUCUUACACAGGAACCCUUCAUUUUUGCUGCUGCAGGUCUAUGUGGAAAUCCCCGAGUAGCAGAUGUGGGUGGAGUUUCUCACCUCUUGCCCCUUCCACAAACUGAUAAGAUCUAUAAUCUCAAUACUAUCGCUAAAGAAGUAGAACUGCCUGGUGCCUUCGUCCUUGGAGCAGGUGCAGCAUCAUUUAAAGCUGUUGGUGUGAAUGCAGAGCUUAUGCCCAAUGUCUUUACCAGAGGAAAUGGCAAACCUGAGGUGAAUCACAGUUACAGUGCCAAAAUAGACCCAGCCACUGGUGGAUUUAUCCUGGAGAAAUAUGGUGAAAAGUAUAAGACCUGUGAUUUUGCAUUACUGGCUAACCUGUACAUUAGUGAGGGGAGACCUGGAAAGGUUGUUGAAGUAAGGAGCUGCAGAAGAACAGGAGAGAGUAACUUCGUGAGCUGCAUGCGGGAAACACUUGCAAAACGUUUUGGAGAUAAACCUGUAGCGAUGGGAGGGACUUUCCUCAUUCAAAAAGGAAAAGCCAAGAUUCAUGUUAUGCCCGAUUUUUCUCCCUGUCCUCUGAACAGUGACGAGGAACUAAACAAUUGGCUGAAAUUCUUUGACAUGGGUGCUCCCCUCAUCUGCCAAUCAGUGUUUGUGUCUCACGACCUGGGAUUUGAUCUUCGGGUUGAACAUACCCAUUGCUUCAGCCACCAUGGAGAGGGUGGGCACUACCACUAUGACACCACCCCGGACACUGUGGAAUACCUGGGCUAUUUCCUGCCAGCAGACUACCUUUAUCGCAUUGAUCGACCAAAGAAAACUUAAAUUGGACAUGAUUAGGAACAUUUUUAGCCAAUCAUUUUGAAAUUAUGAAAACGUUUUCAGUUCCCAGAUUGAACUGAAUGUUGAAACAUCCAUGCUGUUGUAAUGAUUUUCAUGAAGUGUAAUGAUAAGGAUUUCAGUUACAUGUAAAGAUGAGUGUAAUAAAUUUCCCCAUUAUGUUAGGUUUAGUGUGAAAAGAUAAUUAUGCCGUUUAUGGUUCAUUUGGAUUGUCUGGUAAGUGAAUAUAAAAUGUGUGAAUCUUGGCUGAAAUAUUGGUGAUUACAGGGUUUUCAGUGGCAAUGAAACGAAUUUGAAGUCGUUAUUGUGGUCUAUUUUUUUUCAAUAGUUUAAUGGUAAAUGCAGGUUAUGUAGGUCUAGGCACAAAGAUGGAUCGUUGAUUGACAUGGUGUCUAAUUUGUAUGGAAUACUGUUCAGAAUUGUGUAGAAAAUUGCAGUUGUAUGAAAUCAAUGUAAGUGCUCCAGCUGAAGUGAAUACUUAAAGACCUUUUCACAAUUUAUGGCUCAGAAUUAAGAUCCAAUCAUUUAGAGCCUCCAGUAUCCAAUAUUUGUGAAUAAAAACGUGCAGUAGUUAGGAUCAAUGUUUUAUUCUUAAUAUGUGGUUAGCUUUUGUUACAAAUGAUUUUUAGAGUCAUUUUGAAGAAAUAUUGGAAAAUUUGAUAGUCCAAGAUGAAAUAAUUAGUACAGAUUUUGAUAGGAAAAUCUAAUAUUGAUUAUUUGUGAAUAAUGUUUUUGUUAAUUAAAUAGAAAAAAAAACUAAUUUACCUUCCAAUUCACAGUCAGAGAGUUUUGUAAAUUGCUUAGCAAUUUCGAAUUAGAACCAACAUAAUUGUGAUCACUUUUUGGAGGGUUGAUGAUACAUGUUGAUUUGUUGGAGGUGGACCACAUUGAGGGGCAUGGGAACAGAGUUCUAAAUCUAUAAUGAUGCCACACAAAUAUUACUUUAGUGAUGUAAUUGUAAAACUAGGGCCGUGGAAUGACACUGACGAAAUGUGAAAGAAAUUCCUGACAAUUGAGUCAUUUAAGUUACAAAGAUAGGGAAGUGAGAAGAACAGAGAGGAAUAAAUAAUAUAAUAACAGCAGGGAGAAUUUUAUCAACACAGAUCUAAAGAUAUUGCAAAUUUGUGUUCUUGCAACCUGCAGAUGUUGGACAGAAUAAGUCAAGACUAAGAGAUAAUAGAAUUAUUUUCCACCUUCUGAGAAAGCUGUCUUUAGUAUUUGGGAAUCAAAG
Pristis pectinata (smalltooth sawfish) is the source of this 2354-nucleotide messenger RNA. It is a transcript of the gene bkgd, whose product is annotated as chromosome 21 C11orf54 homolog. Lineage: Eukaryota; Metazoa; Chordata; Chondrichthyes; Rhinopristiformes; Pristidae. The coding region runs from base 134 to 1108 and encodes 324 amino acids. Gene Ontology annotation, cellular component: nucleus. The transcript is spliced from 8 exons. The record is from RefSeq and is a predicted model, not a curated record. Gene Ontology annotation, molecular function: zinc ion binding; hydrolase activity, acting on ester bonds.